Molecule: messenger RNA, 2098 nt
Organism: Mollisia scopiformis
Lineage: Eukaryota; Fungi; Ascomycota; Leotiomycetes; Helotiales; Mollisiaceae
Product: carboxypeptidase-like protein S1
Exons: 8
Coding region: 238-1686 (482 amino acids)
Biological process (GO): proteolysis
Cellular component (GO): fungal-type vacuole
Molecular function (GO): serine-type carboxypeptidase activity
Source: RefSeq, a predicted model, not a curated record
UGUUUUGCCAGAUUGGACCGGAUGCGUGGAACGAAUCAUUGUGGAGCUGUCGGAUUGAUCUCCAGGUCGGAGUGAGAAAACAGCACUUUGAUCGAAUAUGCGCGCAUAUGCAAGGUCAGUGGCAAUGCAGCGCGGGGUCAAUAAGAUAGAAGAUAAGGUGGCUCUUGUGAGCUCUUUUUUUGUGUUCCUGUUUUGAAACUUUUCUCGAGUUAAAUUCGUUGAUUGAGAUUCUUCACUAUGCGGUUCCACUUAGACAAAGCUUUUCUUUUGACUGCAGCGCUGUUUUCGUUCUCAGCUCAAGUGUCUGGAAGUCCUGCACCACAUUUGAAAGGGAAAGGAUCAAUUGAAAUCCGAGAUGGAGUUACUCACACAAUUUUUGAGCAUGAAGCUACAGGUGCAUCCUUGGACUUCGUUAAGAACUCUGGAUUCUGUGAAACGACUCCUGGUGUGAAUCAGUACUCUGGUUAUUUUUCCGUUGGACAAAACAUGAGCAUGUGGUUCUGGUUCUUCGAAUCUCGCCACCAUCCCCACUCCGCUCCUCUCGCCAUUUGGCUGAACGGUGGUCCAGGUUGCUCCUCCAUGAUCGGCCUCUUCCAAGAAAAUGGUCCCUGCCAAUUCUACAACGGAUCCAGCACCCCAUCCCUAAAUCCCUACAGCUGGAACGAAUACGCUAACAUGCUCUACGUCGACGAACCAAUUGGUACCGGGUUCUCGUACGGAACCGAUAUCGUGAACGGGACGGUCUCUGCGGCUCCUUUUGUGUGGACGUUACUUCAGGCUUUCUUUGCCCAGUUUCCAGAGUACGAAUGUAGAGACUUUGGCCUAUUCACAGAGUCUUACGGCGGGCAUUAUGGCCCUGAAUUCGCAUACUACAUCCAACAACAAAACGACCUAAUCGACUCGGGAGACCUCGACGCCGAAGAAAUCAACCUCGUAGCCCUCGGUAUCAACAACGGAUGGUACGACGCCAUAAUCCAAGAACGAGAAUACAUUUCCUUCUCGAUAAACAACACCUACUACCCACUAAUAAACACCACCAUCGCCGACGCCUACAUGGCGAGCUACUACAACAGCUGCUUGCCGGCUCUCAUCCCCUGUAACUCCACCACGGGCGAACUCACCGAAUGCCACGCUGCCCACGUAGCGUGUAACGCCAUGGACAACUACUACGGACAAUUCUACAACCAAACCACCGACCCCUACGACAUCCGCCAAUCAGGCGAUAACGUCUUCCCCCCCGAAACCUAUCUCAAUUACCUCUACGACCCGGAGAUCCAGAAGCGGAUCGGAGCGAAGAGUAAUUACAGCGAGUGUUCCGACGCGGCCGAUGCGCCUUUCGAGGAUUUUGCCGAUUCACAACGAUCAUUCCUCCCCGCCCUCUCCUCGGUCGUGCAAUCAGGGAUCCAAGUCUUGAUCUGGGCCGGGGACGCGGAUUCAGUUUGCGACUGGUUCGGCGGCUUCGCCUCCGUAAACGCCAUCGAUUUCGACGGCCAAGACGAGUUCGUCGAUACCGACGUGCAGAACUACACCGUUGACGGCGUUGCUAGUGGGACGUAUAAAACGGUAGAUAAUCUGAGCUGGAUCCGAGUUUUUGCGUCGGGACAUGAGAUCCCUGCGUUUCAGCCUAAGCUUGCGUUGCAGGCUUUUAUACAGACGAUGAAAGGAGAGAGUGUUACUCCUACUUGAGGGUGGCAUCUUAGAAGAGUAAGAGGCAUAUGAGGAGAAGAACGCAUAAUGUCUAGACAGAUCAUUAAUGCGAUGUCAUGAUGAGAUGCUAUGCAGGUCACAGCGAUGCAUGUUCAUGAUGAAAAUUAUGAAUUACUCGUGGUAUAGUGAUGAACUCCUCUCCUGUUUUGCUUUCUUCCACAACACAGAAGCAUUAACCAAAAAAGCCUCCUUUCCCCGAAGAAAAGACACAAGCAUCGACUAUAUAUACAACAAACCAACUUCCGCACAUCACAUGCUUACAAGAAGAGAGCAGCAAGACCACCAGCAACGGCAGCAAAGCUCAUUCCAACAGUGGCAGCAGCAGCCUUGGAGAUGGUGGCAGGCAUCGAACUAGUGGAUGUGCUCGUACCACUGGUCGUGCUGGCAUUUC